AUGAGUCUGUCCCGAGACCGAAAGAGAUCGGCAGUCCAGCGAAGAGAAGUUGGGAGCCAGCUCAAAACGAUGCCGCUGCUGGGUGCCUUCAUUCUAACACUCUUUGUUACCUCGGCGGCUGGACAGGAACAACCAUGCCGUCGCUGGGGUCAACAGGCGACUGUGGUAGACAACAAGCUCUACAUUGAUGGUGGCUUCUCCACGAUUGGAGGCGAUAUCAAUAGUAACACAUCAUAUAAAGAAUUUCUGUGGCAAAACCUAACUUCAGAAACUCCAAAUGACCAACCACCCCCGGUUAACCGCGAUAUCGUGAAGAACAAUACUGUCCCCAAUCUGAAUGGCGGCGCCCUCUGGGGUGACAGCAUCAACAAGCGGAUUUACCUCUUUGGUGGCGAGUACAACUAUUCGCCCCCAUCGCCUGUAGUGCUCUGGUCGUAUGACAUUCUCAACAACCGGUGGGAUACACACGGUGCGCCACCGGUGAACAGGGUGAGCUAUGGCUCCAGCGUUGCAAUCGACAAAGUUGGAGAAGCGUACUAUUACGGUGGCUGGCUCAGCAAGCAGACUGUUCCCAACUGGACAGGUCCUCCAGUCGCCACGACCGGGCUUGUCAAAUACGUUAUGGACUCGGACACCUGGUACAAUACUAGCGACUCCGGUCCGGACACUACUCGCCGCGCCGAAGGGAGCUUGCAAUACAUCCCUGCCGGAACCGAGGGGCUGUUAGUUUACUUUGGCGGUGUUCAAGACUUGUACUCGAAUGGCACGGUGACCGGACAGCCUAUGGACCAGAUCUUCGUGUACGACCUGGGGAACGAGAAAUGGUACCAGCAAAAUGCCACAGGUAGUAUCCCCUCCCAGAGACGUCGUUUCUGUGCGGGUACGUCUUGGACAGCUGACCAGUCAUCAUAUAACAUCUACAUGUACGGCGGCGCAACCAUGGACCUUGCCGGUGGCUAUAGUGAUCUCUACGUUCUCAGUCUCCCGACCUUCACUUGGGUGAAAUUGUCCGAUGGCGCGGGAACCGAUUUGCGUCAUUCCGCCUCCUGCAACGUUGUCGCCGGGGGCACACAGAUGUUCGUCGUCGGCGGCGUCUUGCCGAACUCGAGUUUGUGUGACGCACCCAAAUACUCCAACACUCACGUUAUAGACCUGGGAUUUCCAGGCACGGGUAGUUUCUGGAGCAAUUACUACCCAAAAAAGGUCAACUACACUGUCCCGGACGGGCUCCUUGCCGUCGUUGGCGGUACCAGCAGUGGCGGCGCGACACAGACCGCUCCCAAGGGCGACUGGAUGAAUGCCGAGUUGAAAGCAUUGAUGGCCAGGAACGCUAGCAACACCGCUCGGAUGCCGACAAGGACAGCAUCACCCGUCCCGGUAUAUAUAGACGACGACGGCAUCUCGGUAGGUGCCAUCGCGGGCGUCUCCGUCGCCUCCGCAGCAGUGAUCGCUCUGCUCGCAGUGGGUUGCUGCUUCAUGGUUCGACGACGACGUCGCAGGCAGAGAUACUAUACCGCCGGAGGAUUCCGAAACAGCCAGCAACUUUUCAACACAACGAGCAUGUCAAAGGCAUGGUCCGCGCCAACACCACACCUCAGCGUGUCGACGCCGUACUCCCCGGCGUUCGGCCACUCCCCGUUCGGCCCGCCGCCGUCUCACACUCCGCAACCCGAGCAGGUGGCGUCGCCUCCCAUGAGUCCGCCUGUAGAACUCCCUUCCGUAUCGCCAGUUCCUAGCCUACCAAUCACCCCGAUACCGGUAAGCGCAGCAGCAGUAGCUGCGGCGGCUGCCGCGGCGUCGCAGACGAUGCCCACUCCGCCGCCGCCAGUGGCCACCUCGUCAUUGGCGAGGUCGUCGUCGAUAACAUAUACGCCGCACAGCGCAUACUUCCCAGAAACGGGAACCUUCCCGAAUCAAGCCCAGAUCGACGAACAGGGCAACGUCUGGGUGCCGCAGGUUAGCAUGGUGCAAGUGGCGUCGCUGAGCCGCCCGGAAAGCCACACCGGUACGCCGCCGAUGUAUACCCCUCCGAUCGGGGACCGAAAGUCGCCGCUGCCCGCGCACCCGACGCCGCCAAUCGACUACCACCCAACUCCGCCGCCGCAGCAGGCGUACCAGGUGCCGGUGCCGCAGGCGGAGCCGGUAGAGCUACCUGCCUCACCGCAGGAGACUAGUGAGGAGUAUUUGGAGUUGCGGAACUCGCGGGGAUCGCGGCACCAGACGUAUUACAACAAGUAG
Colletotrichum truncatum is the source of this 2238-nucleotide messenger RNA. Its product is annotated as cell wall anchored protein. The record is from RefSeq and is a predicted model, not a curated record. Lineage: Eukaryota; Fungi; Ascomycota; Sordariomycetes; Glomerellales; Glomerellaceae. Gene Ontology annotation, molecular function: protein binding.